Molecule: messenger RNA, 978 nt
Organism: Westerdykella ornata
Lineage: Eukaryota; Fungi; Ascomycota; Dothideomycetes; Pleosporales; Sporormiaceae
Product: dihydrofolate reductase
Exons: 1
Coding region: 170-721 (183 amino acids)
Biological process (GO): riboflavin biosynthetic process
Molecular function (GO): 5-amino-6-(5-phosphoribosylamino)uracil reductase activity
Source: RefSeq, a predicted model, not a curated record
GAAUUGUGCUAACUAUAUAGGGCAGGUGCAUACCCCGCCCCCUGUAUAUAUUCGCUCAGCAUCUUCUUCCAUUCCCAUAUAUGGAAGCUUCUGUUCUCUGGACCUUGUUCGCGCGAUCCUUCAAUACUCUGUCCGAUCUUGCUAUAUCGCUACAUGUGCAAUCUCCAAGAUGUGCCGGCUUCGCUACAACGUUGCUGCGACCCUGGACGGUUACAUUGCUUCAGCCGAUCACAGCACUUCUUGGAUCAUCGAAGAUCCCACGAUUGACUUCAAUGCCCUCUUUGCCGAAUUUUCAACUUUCAUCAUGGGCCGCAGAACUUAUGAAACGAUGCUAUCGUUCGGAGACGCAAAUCUCUUGAAGGGUCUUCCGGCAGGGGCAGUCAAAGUCAUCAGUUCGACCAAGAGUUGGCCUGGCGUUGAGGUCAUCAAGAACGGACCAGGCUUGGUGGAACGUGUCAGGCAGCUGAAGGGUGGAGAAGGCGCCCGAGGGAAAGAUAUCUGGUUUAUGGGUGGUGCGAAGCUCGCUGGGUUGUUGAUUCAGGCUGGCCUGCUGGAUGUUGUGGAGGUUGCCAUCAUGCCGGUCGUGAUUGGGGACGGUGUCAAAAUGGUAGAGUUAUUCCCAGGGCAGACACAGGUUCAGCUCCACCUCGAAAACGUGGAGAAGAAAGAGAGCGGCAUCAUAAUGACAAGGUAUACUGUCGGGUCCCGCAGACCAGUGUAGGAACUCUGCUAUGGUCGCAGGCUUGGUGCCGAAGUGGAAAGUCCAGGCGAGGAAUGCCCCUUGAGUGUCCAAUGAGCACUACUUGUCUCAGAGCUCUCACAGGGACCGUGGGAGACACUCGAUAGUCCACUCGCCGCAAGGGCAUGUCCGAUGGUCACGCUGCAUUUCUGAUUUCUUCCAAACGGUAGAUGCAUAUAAGCAACCACAACGUCGUACAAGUCGCUCGCCCUCCGUUACUGAGAAGCAUAAUGUCAAGU